ACGUUAUGAAGAGCUUGGGGAGAUUUUAUUGAAAUGUAACAUAAUGAAAAUACAAUGUAUUAUAAAAUAAUAGCACAAACUUUAAAAAAAACAAUAUAUGUAUGUGCUUCACCAAACAUAUCAAUAUUUUCCAAAUGUCGUAGAUUUUACCAUGAUGCACCAUUUAUAAAUCUCUAUAAAGAAGUUUCUGGUCAAUCAGUAUCUGAAAACUUUCUUCUUGAACUACAGAAGAAGAAUCCAAAAAUAUUUAACCUAUCUGAAGAGCAGAUAAAAUAUACUCUACAGAUAUUAAAGAAAUUUAGUAUAACUGCUGAAGAUGCAUGCUUUGAUCCACAUGUGUUUUGUAUGAACCAUUUAUUAUUAGACAAUUAUGGAGAGAUUUUACGAGAAUGUAACUUCACUGUUAUACUCCCUAAACAUAUAAUAAGAUACCACACAUUGGUGAAAUCACGAACAAUAUCACAGUUAAAAAAAGAAGGUUUGCUAAAAGAAGAACUUAAUCUAGAACAGUUGUUACACAAUAGCUUUAAUGAUUGGCCAAGAGAUGGAAUAAAAUUGAUGAAUUUUCCAGAUUCCAGUACGAAUAUUUUGACAAUACGAAUGAGCAUAUUGGAACAAUACUUGCAAAAUAAAUUUAGCAUAACCCAUGAGGAAUUUCAAAAGUAUUGUAAAAACUAUUUACCUUUAAAACACAGACCAUUGUCUGAUAUCAAAGAAGCGGUAUAUAUAGCACAGAACAACAUUAAUUUUAACAUUGAUACCAUAAGGAGAAAUGGGUUUAUCAUAUCAUCGGAUCCAGCGAAUACAAAACUUAUCUUGGAGCAUGUUAACUCAAUCGGAGGUUUAGAUAUAAGAGAAGCGAUAAAAGUGGAACCUGCUAUAUUGAAAAACCAUUAUCAAUCAGUUUUAAAAAUAAAAAAGAUAUUGGAGGAUUUCAACAUUUCAAAUGAAGCACAAAGACUCUGUCUUAAAGUGUAUUGCAUGCGGCCUAACACAGUUCAAGAGCGGUUGGAGCACCUUGUAAAUCUGAAGGAAUAUCAAGUGCUAUCAUCAAAUCCAAGAGUACUUUACAUGGUUGUACAUGAACGGAAAAUGAUGAAUCGCCUAGCAAAAAUCCAAGCCGCUAAGAAACAAUGCUUCAGCCUCAAUCACCUCGUUUCCUCGACUAAAGUGUUCAAUACGUACAUAAACAGUUUUGGCAACAAGGUCUGCAGUCGAGACGUUGCGGUAUUGAUAAGUUCGUCCCUACGCGUGGCAGGAAUCACUAAUAAGUCGGUGCUAAGUAAAUUGAAACGUCACAAAUAUUGGCUUCAUACUGCUUUGAACGUAGUUGGCGAGAACAUACAAAUGCUGAAGAAGGGAUUCGCGGAUGACGUCAUAUUUGAAAACUGUCAAAUACUCCUGUAUCCCGUUUACGAAGUCGAGCAAUAUAUAGAUUUUUUAAUGAAAAUCCGCGACGGCGACGCUUCUAUAAAAAGUACAAGCAAAGUUGAAGUAGACACAAGUUACAAUAACUUGAACUGGCGCAUAUUGACGGACAACCAGAUACUAAGUCUAGUUUUGUAUGAAAUUGAAAAGAAAUAUCACUUUAGUGGUGAUGGUAUUUGGAAUAAAUUGGAUGGUAGCAAAAUCAACACACACAUGUCAAAUCAGAAACUGAAACAAAACUCAACGAAUUAAAUGGAAUGUUAUAAAUAUA
Vanessa atalanta (red admiral) is the source of this 1699-nucleotide messenger RNA. RefSeq names its product transcription termination factor 5, mitochondrial-like. The transcript is spliced from 8 exons. The coding region runs from base 55 to 1680 and encodes 541 amino acids. The record is from RefSeq and is a predicted model, not a curated record. NCBI's taxonomy places the organism in Eukaryota, Metazoa, Arthropoda, Insecta, Lepidoptera, Nymphalidae.